Molecule: messenger RNA, 1722 nt
Organism: Trichophyton rubrum CBS 118892
Lineage: Eukaryota; Fungi; Ascomycota; Eurotiomycetes; Onygenales; Arthrodermataceae
Product: gamma-glutamyltransferase
Exons: 5
Coding region: 1-1722 (573 amino acids)
Source: RefSeq, a predicted model, not a curated record
AUGCCUGUGACUGCGAGCGAUGUCCACUCUGCGUCUGCGCCCUUUACUGCGUUUCCUUGCCGCCGGAGCGUGGUCCAUAGCACAAAGGGAAUAGUCUCAUGCACCCAACCUCUGGCUGCUGAAGCUGGCCAGAGGAUCCUGAAGCUAGGUGGUAAUGCUGCUGAUGCGGCGGUUGCUGUGGCGGCCGCGCUGAAUGUGACGGAACCACACUCUACCGGUAUCGGUGGUGACAUGUUCUGUCUGUUCUACAACGCCAAAACAAAGAAAGUGCAUGCGUUGAAUGGCUCUGGACGCAUGCCGGCAGGUGCUUCCCUGGACCGGGUGCGUCAGGCGUUGGGAGACGACAGUUUGACACAACUACCAAAGCUGAGCGUUCAUGCUGUUACGGUGCCAGGAACCGCUGCCGGGUGGGUGGACACAGUGGAAAAGUUCGGGAGUGGGAGGGUCACCCUUGAGCAGAUCCUCACGCCGGCUAUUGAACUGGGAGAAGAAGGGUUCCCUGUGGCUGAGCUGGCAUCUUUUGGAAAGGGUCUGAAGGCAAAAUCCGCAAAGGAAGCCCCAACUUCAAAGAGCUUCUCAGAGAAGAUAGCCAGGCGGAACCUGGCAAAGGAAGGAAAGGAUGGAUUCUACAAAGGAGAUGUAGCCAAGGCUAUCAUCCAGAUUGUUGAAGACCUGGGUGGCUUCAUGACCCUUGACGACCUCAAGAACCAUGCAGAAAUGGGCAGCCAGGAGGUUGACCCAAUCUCCCUGAAGUUCGAUCCCAGUGGCUUUGUAUCCUCCAAGAAGAAGGAAGACGGAAAGGAGGUCGAGCUUUGGGAGCAUCCACCAAACGGCCAAGGCAUCGUCGCUCUGAUGGCUCUCGGCAUACUCAAGGAGCUCUCUCGAUCCGGAAAGAUUCCUCAUUUCUCCCCCGAACAACACAAUAGUGCACCAUACCUGCAUGCCCUGAUCGAGAGUCUCCGCAUCGCUUUUGCAGACGCAGCGUGGUGGGUUACCGAUCCAGAUGUGGAGAAGGUGCCGGCCCAGCAGCUCAUCUCGCCCGCCUACCUGGCUGAGCGAGCCAAACUCUUCGAUCCUAGCAAGGCAUCGCCGGGCAUCCUAGACCAUGGCAGCCCCGCGCACAACCACAGCGAUACGGUCUACCUUGCCGUCACCGAUAAGGAAGGAAACGGCAUCAGCUUCAUCAACAGCGUAUACGAAGACUUCGGUACCUGCAUUAUUCCUGCCGGUUGCGGGUUCACGCUUCAGAACCGUGGUGCCAACUUCUCGUUACAAACGGACCACCCGAACGUCCUGCGGCCGGGAAAACGGCCAUAUCAUACCAUAAUCCCUGCUAUGGUCACCAACCCCUCAGACAACUCCCUGCACACCGUCUACGGCGUCAUGGGUGGCUUUAUGCAGCCGCAAGGUCAUGUCCAAGUGCUCUUCAACACCUUGGCGUUCGACCUGUCUCCCCAGGCGGCGCUGGAUGCCCCACGGUUCUGCAUCGAGGCAGGCAGCAAGGAGAAAGGCUAUGGACAGAUUAUCUACCUUGAGGAAGGCAUCUGCGACUCUGUGGUCGAAGAGCUUAGACGGAUGGGCCAUCCGGUGAAGGUUCUCAAGUCCUUUGACCGGAGCAAAUUUGGUCGUGGUCAGGUUAUCAGAUGUCAUACUGAUCAGGGUAAGACUGUAUAUAGCGCCGGAAGCGACAUGAGAGGUGACGGUGCGGCCUUCCCGGCGUGA